This is a messenger RNA of Xenopus tropicalis (tropical clawed frog), 4864 nucleotides long. RefSeq names its product cell division cycle associated 4 (gene cdca4). The transcript has 3 exons. Gene Ontology annotation, biological process: positive regulation of DNA-templated transcription. NCBI's taxonomy places the organism in Eukaryota, Metazoa, Chordata, Amphibia, Anura, Pipidae. The record is from RefSeq and is a predicted model, not a curated record. The coding region runs from base 461 to 1228 and encodes 255 amino acids.
GAAGUGGGGCGGGUUUACGAUCUCUAUGGCAAUCUUUUGUCGGUCACGGCCAAUCAGGGGCGGUACCGCUCUGCGCACUCCUUCCUCUUUCGGUGGUUAGAGCGCGGGAGGUGAGGUGCCGCCGGGUCCUGGCUUCAGUCAGCUCAAACGAACGCUCCGUACAAAACAUUGUUUACACCGACUUGACAGCUUAUCGACACCGCCGCCUCUACGUCCGAUUAUAUGCCGCUGGCCUGCGAGCAGCGUCUUUAUUACCAUGCCCAAACAUAUAAAAACGCUUCUCAUUUGAGGAACCAUCCAUAGUACUUAAAUUUUGCAGUGGAUCAAGGAUUUCUAAGAGUCAUGCAUUCUCCAGUGCAGAAUGUUUUUGUCAUUGGCCUAGAAAUGGACAGGACCAAAGUUGUAUGCCAGUUUUCUUCACUACAGUGUGAAGCAGUACAUACAUGGAGAAAACAUUGUAAUGCCUUCUCAAGAGGUUACAAUGUUUACUAGAGGAAUUAAGAGAAAAAGUUGUGACCCCGAGGAAGAUAAUGAUGGCCCUCUAGCUGAGGUGAAAACCGUUCCUUCAUACACUCUUGAACGACAGUCAUUACUAGAUAUGUCUCUGGUUAAGCUUCAGCUAUGUCACAUGCUUGUUGAACCCAACCUUUGUCGCUCUGUACUUAUUGCUAAUACAGUACGGCAGAUUCAAGAAGAGAUGACUCAAGAUGGUAGCUGGCACAUUUUUGAUCAAAGAAGAACUGAUCAGUUUCCAUUAGAUCGUCUGGUUUCCACAGACAUCCUUUGUCGUUCAACCAAAGAACAGGAUGAAGGGAGAAUGAAUGAUGAAUAUAUUGCUUACAGUGAAGAACUGGAAGUGCACCAGACCCAAGAAAUUUCUGAACUGCCACCAGUUACUUCACUAAAACCAUUACAAAAUACUCCAAGUAACCUCUGGGAAACUGAAAGCCCACAGGAUAAUAAUAAUAAGGUGCAUUUUCAAAAAUCCCUGGACCAUAUUUUUGAAACAUUGGAAAACAGAAAUGCUACCUGUGUGGAAGAUUUAUUUUCUGAAGUUGAUACCUCCUACUAUGAUCUUGAUACAGUACUGACAGGCAUGAUGGGAAAUUCAAAGCUUGGCCAUUGUGACAUGCUUGAAAGUUUUUCACCUCCAUCAACAACAUCCUCGAACUGCAAGACUGAGCACAAUGAAAUUGAUCAUAUUGUUGAGAUUCUGGUGGAAUCCUGAAACGAUUAUGAUAUACUGAUUGUAAAGUCAUGAUAGAUUGCGGUUAAAUCCAUAAAAUGUCAGCAAUACACUAUAUCAGCAUUACUGUAUCUCUGUUCUUUAAGCAGGCCCCCCUCAGUAAUAAAUAACACAGUAUAUGCAAUACAUAUAAAUAUGUUACAGACCUUUAACAUUUUAGUAGCUUUAUAUGCCACAUUUAUCAGUUCUAUAGGGAUCGGACGCUGCCUAAAAGUGUAUGGCACAAAAAUGGUUAAAUGCCCCUAUUACAGAAAGAUGACAUGGAAAUUCCUACUCCCACGAAUUCCAGAUAACUGAUCCCUUAUGUAUUCUUACUGUCUCUUGUGCUUCCUAUUUGUUUUUAUAGAGAAUUACAUACCCCCUAAUGUAAAAUAUAAGGAUAUUAUAAGUCGCAAAGGAGUUCCAUGACUAUAUAAAGGCAUGAGUCAUGGAACAUGCACUCAACAUUGAUUUACUCCAAAUGCUUUAAUACAGAUUAUGAAGUCACUGGUGACAUCUAAUGUCAUCUUGUCUUACAACAGAACUUUACACUUGUGCUCAUGCUUCAGCAUUGUAUGUUUUUGGAACUCCUUGGUGACUUACAAUAUCCUUUAUUUUAUAAUAGGGCUACAUUAUUCGCUAUAUAAUAUACAAGUUUUAGUGAGUGAUGUAACACAAAUUGCUUUGUUAAGCACAGAUUAUAACUUGUGACAUCACUCUGUGCUAUUUAUAAGGAUAUAAUUUACAAGAUAUUAGUGGCACUUGUCUGUUUUAAAUUAUUUCCUUAUCCCCCUUAUGCAGCCUCCAAAGUGAAACUUUUUUUUUUUUUCUUUUUUUUUAAGGUCAUGAAAUUAAAUAGAAAAUAUGUUCUGUGGUAUACUUUUUCUAAACAAGCUGCUGUUGGAGAAAACCUUAAGCCCAACAGCCCUUAGUUGGAUAGCAAAAGAAAUGUAUGAAGAUGGAGAUCUUUGCUCUUUGGCAUUUCUGAAUUAAGAGUACAUUAAUAAUGCUGUAUGGGUUUAGCCCCAUAUUUUUCACAUAACUUGUUCGACCAAAGGCUCUUCCUUACCCCUCUGUUCCAGCUGUCCUGUGCUGCACUAUACAAUGCCAGUUGGGGACAAAACAGUGUUUAUUAAUGUUUAUAAAUGCAGAGUUUAAUGAUAAUUGGGGGGCAAUAGCAAAAGGCUUCUGAAGUAUGUCCUGUUGCAGAACAAAGCUUUAGAACAGUGGGUUAAAGGAAAUGCCUAAUGUUUUGCUGUCCCAGUGACAUGCUGUACUGUGCUUUCUGAUUUAUUUCUUCCCCAAAGGAAUGCAGGAGUGCCGACAGGGGAGUCUGCACGGGCACAUUUUUUAAAAAAAUCUGCAUAUAGAUUUUAGUUUUAAUUUAAGCAUACUGCAGAACUUAUUUUGGUUUUAAUUUCUCAAUAUUUCCCAUUUAAGUUUUUCUUUACUGAAAGCUUUAAUAUUGUCUGUAGCAUGUGAGCAAUAAUUUACUAUUACUUAAAUUAAGUGGCUUUGAAUAUCUAGUGAAUGAUUCUGCUUAAACUAGGUAAUGUCUGCUAAAGCAAUAUUAAAUAAUAUUGAUAACAUAUGUAUACAUAGAUAUAAAUGGUUUCACUAUUGAAAUAUUCUAUAAAUCAUCUGAAAAGUCCUUGCACUAAGAACCUGCUUAGUGUUAAAAAAGGGUUCUCUAUAAUAGUGGGCAUGGUUAAGGAAACUUUAACCCUUCCCUUACUUGGUCCCUUUCAUCUUGUUGUACCACAGGGCAACCAGAACCAUAGAAUAUACAGCAUCAGCACAUUAUCUCCAUCCACUGUAGAAACAACAGCACAGGCAUACAAGUGUAUGCUUGUGCUGUUGUUUUUACAGUGGAUGGAGAUAAAGACGGUUAGACUGUUGGUAUCCUUGUUACACAUAGGUCUGAUGUUUAUCCUUUCACAUACAGCAGCUAUUUUCUAUCUGUGUCCCUAAACCCCUUUUAUGCCUUUUCUUAUCAUAUACUUGUUUUCCUACUGCCUAGUUCAUGGUCAUAGAUAAUUGAAUGAGAUGUUGUGAAAGUUUUGGUGAGCAGGACAUAUGGGUACUGUAAAUCAUAAACUACACAAAAUUCACUUGGAAUUGAAUUGUUUGAGCAACACACAGUUCCUUUGCAAUAUAAUUGUUCAUUAUGAAUGCAGUAGAUAUUAAUAGUGUAGGUCAGUAACAUUUAUUUACAUUGUGACCAUAUUGCACAUAAUCUUCACCUUUAGUCUGAUCAGUUAGAUUGCAUGGAAAUUAGUGGAUAAGUGUUGAUAACCUUGCAAACACACACUAAUAAUGUGCGCAUCUGGCAUAACGUUAAUUGUUCAGUGAUAAUUGAAUUGACAGCCAUCCAAUUUUGUCAAAAAUGUUUAUUUGUUUCUUAUCUCACAUAGUGAGACACCAUAGAGCUGGGCUUUAUGAGAAUAUAUAGCAGCUCUAUGCAAGCUUUAGAAAAGCCAUCUAAUUAACUUGACUAAAGUCAUACAUUCAGUAGAACAUAACGGGCCACUAGUUACAAGAAGUUCUAGGUUAAAGGGAAUGUUCACUUUCAGACAGUAGUAUCAAUUUGAAGAGCCCCUGUUAGAAAAAAAAAAACACUUGUAAGUCUUGGUCUGUAGCUUCAAAACUAAAAAAUUUCCAUAUAAGAUACAUACAAGAUGAUUACAAACAUGUUUUUUUCUGAUGGGUUCAAUUCGACUUAUCUGAAGGUGAACACCCCCUUUAAAACUACUCUAUAUAUCCUGUUUACAGAUUUUUUUUUUUUUCAAAAAAUGGGGAAGCAGUUUUAAGUUACUGAAAUGUUUCUUUCACAUUCGUUAUAGAGUGUAUUUGUGACUUAUAUGGCUCCUAAGGAUCUCUUUGUUAACGUAGCUAUGAGUGAUAUAUAAGUGAAUUUCAGCGUUUAAGUGAGAUUACUUAAAGUAAUGUCUUUGCAGAUGGAUAUACUCAUAAUGGAUAUACUCUCAAUUUCUAAAGCAUCUUGGUGUUAUGUAUUUUGUUGCAAUUUACAUUAUACUCAGAACAUGGAAGUCAAUGACAAAUAUGAAAAUGUGCUUAGUCUUGCAAUUCUUGCAAUUACUUCAUGUUCUUAAAAAUCUAAGGUCAUAUCAUCUUUUUCUACUGUCUGUUGCAAUUGUAUUGUUUUACUGUAAAAAUAGAUGGGUUAAUCUUGUUGUUCAUGUAGGUUCAUCUGGUUUUACCAGAUAGUAAUCAUGCAUUUGUUAAGACAAACAAGGUCUCGAGAAAUAUCACUUCAUUGCUCUGUGUCUGUGCAACAAUAAAUAUGUAAAAAAACGUUGCAUUUUGCUUGGGAAGAAUGCCUUUAAAGGUGCCUUGACAACUUCUGUGUUAUGUGUAACCCUCAGAAGAAUGCAUGAAUACAACUUUAUGUACACAGACUUACAACCUCCUUUUGCAUGUUGCUUCAUUUCAGAAGGCCUUAUUGCACCAGGUCCUUAUAAGUAUUUGUUUAAAAAGUGAUCUUUUUUUUUUUUGUAAACAUACUUUUGUAAUAUUUGUAAUACAUAAUUUUAUAUGGAUAUGGCAAUCUUGCAAGAAUAGUUUAGAUUUAUAUUUAAACAUAACAUAGUUUUUUAAUAAACAUGUUGAUACUUCUGA